Messenger RNA from Telopea speciosissima, 741 nucleotides. Its product is annotated as ferredoxin C 1, chloroplastic. Bases 113 to 571 code for a protein of 152 amino acids. Gene Ontology annotation, molecular function: iron-sulfur cluster binding. Lineage: Eukaryota; Viridiplantae; Streptophyta; Magnoliopsida; Proteales; Proteaceae. The transcript has a single exon. The record is from RefSeq and is a predicted model, not a curated record.
UUAUCCUCCCCAAGAACUCAAACGCUCUGGACCACACACGCUCUGGCUGGAACUCGAUCUGAAAGGAAGAAACACAGUCCCUCCGUCCCCGAUCAGCAGCUCAGAAAUCAGAAUGCAAACGGCUACCCUUCAUUUCUCAUGGCCUCCAAUGGCACUGAAACAUCCACAGUUGAAUAGACACUCAACUUUGUUCUUCAAAAUAAAACCAGCAGGUAUCGACAUGAUCGGGAAAAGCCGUCGGCCUUCCAGCAUAAUUCGGUCAUACAAAGUGGUGAUAGAGCACGAAGGCAGCACAACAGCGCUUGAGGUAGAUCCCAAUGAAACCAUCCUCUCCAAGGCACUUGACUCUGGCUUGUCCGUCCCUCAUGACUGCAAGCUUGGGGUCUGCAUGACCUGCCCUGCCAAGCUUCUUAGUGGCUCUGUCGAUCAGAGCGAGGGCAUGCUUAGCGACGAUGUCGUCGAAGGUGGCUAUGCACUGCUCUGCGCCUCCUACCCUCGUUCUGAUUGUCACAUUCGGACCAUUCCCGAGGAUGAACUGCUCUCGCUUCAAUUGGCGACGGCCAAUGACUAGAUUUCUGCUUCAGGCCGGUCUCUGGAGUUGCUUAUUUCAAUGGAAUUCCUGCUUCAGUUCUUUUUUGUUUGUGAGAUGGAAUGAGAUCUCGUAGGUCUAAUUCUACAGUUUUUAUUUCUCAUCAAUGUAAAUGAUAUUGUCUGAGUCUCAAGUUGGCAUGAUUUUUGUGU